AUGGUGGUGCUGACGGGCCGGGAUGCCGGAGGCGGGCAGGCCCCGGAGGAGCCCUACCUGAGGAUUGAAGACUGCCUGCCUCCUCUGGGGAGCUCCCCAUCCAAGAGGUUCUCCCCCUCCAAACGGAAGCAGUACUACAUCAACCAGGCCAUCCGCAACUCCGACCUCAUCCCAAAGGCCAAGGGGCGCAAGAGCCUUCAGCGGCUGGAGAACACUCGGUACCUGAUGACCCUGCUGGAGCGGGACGAAUGUGGGAAUGACGAUGGGGAACUCACGCACUCGGCUGCCCCAAGCAUCUUCACGGAGGCCUGCAACAACGAAACUUACAUGGAGAUCUGGAAUGACUUCAUGAACCGGUCUGGUGAGGAACAGGAGAGGGUCCUGCUCUACCUAGAGGAAGAGGCCAAGAAGAAGCACAAGAGGAAGCUCCCUGUUAAAGCGGAGGACAAGUGGAAAGAGCAUCCUGCUUACACGCCGAAAGAAUGUUUCCAGCGCAUCAGCCGCCGGCUUCGCACCACCCUGAGACGAGGCAGGAUCCCUAUGGGGACCCUGGAGUGUCUGGAGGAGGAGUUACUGGCCUUUUUCUCCGUCACCCCUCACUCCGUCUACACAGCGAUGAUGGACAAUAGCUUUGAGCGGCUGCUGCUCCACGCUCUCUGCCAGUACAUGGACCUCGUCUCUGCCAGUUCUGACUUUGAAGGGAAACGCCAAAUGAAAGUGAGCAACAAACACAGAGACUUCCUGCCCCCGGAGUUACUGCUGUCCGCCUACUUGGAGCAGAUGAGCUGAUAGGUCUGGAAGACAUCCCACUCAGUGCUCUGAAGGCUUCUACGAUCCCCGAAUCUGCUCUCCGUCCACUCAGUCCUCGGCGUACAAACGGGGGGGUGUCCCCACCCUCUCAGACGAUUCUCUGCACUUGUGCGAUGGCCUAACCGGCGGGUGGAUUUGCGUGGAGCCGGUUAGAUCGCCGCCCCCGGGCCCUGCUUCAAGAUGAGAAGUCUUCCCUUGCCCAUCGCUGAAGCCCUGCAGGCAUCUUCCGCAGCUGCCACUCUCUCUUCCCCGUGUGGCAAAGCUGUUGCAACACUGGGGUGUGACUUCCAGUUUCCUCCCCACCCCCGGGGUGCUCCUGGUUCCACCCAAGGCUUCUCUGUACUGCUCCCGGUACCCAGGGGAGGGCACCAUCUCUGCUCCUCGCAGGGGGGCCUGGCAGAGGCACCCCCCAGGCAGACCACUCUGUCAGGGGUGGAACCACCUGCUGGACAGCCCAAAACGUCAACCUUCAUCAUGCUCAAGUGUCCAACCCCCGCUCAAGUGUCCAACCCCCACUCAAGGACUGAGGACUCUGCCUCUCUUGAAGCCUUUGCUCUGGAUGGGCAGAGUCCUGGUUGGAGCGGGUGAGGGGGGUAGGAGCUGACUCCAGGGGUCUCCCCUGCUGCCUGUAGGCUGGUGGGAGGUGAGGAAGCAUCGUCCCUGCAGGCUUCCCUCAGCGGCCCAUCGACACUGUCAAAUGCAUAUCGGCUGUUGUUGCGACACUGUUCCCUCUUGUCGCGUAGAUGGGAUCUUGAUUGUGUCCCUUCUGCCCUCCAAGCCAUGUUCCGGAUUCAGGAUCCAGCCAGGUUCGGGGUGAUGGUGAAAGUCCUGUUCACGUAAAAUGGAAUCGUGCUUUUAACCAUGCUGGGGGAACAAGAUCGCUUCUGAAUAGUGAAGAUGGGCCCUUCAUCUCAGCCCCUUCGGGCCACAUCCUGCCCUCAUUUCUCUGACUCACUGGCCUCUUAGCUUGGCAGGGGGACUCCAGGACCUGCUGCUGCCGCCAGAUAUCACCGUGCUUAAGGUGUGAGACCAGUCUGCCGAGCCCUGCCUUGGGUGUGGCGCUAUCUCCCAGCAGUAGCUGUGCUCCCUGGAAGCGUGAGUGUCUAUACGCCAGCUCAUUUAAACACAAACAAACAACCUGUCCCUGGGGGACUCUGGCUUCCCCUGGGGCUGAAUUUGGAGCAGUAUUUUUGGGACAAAACAGUUCCCUUUCGGCCUUAGCAUUUCAGCUGCUCUGACCUGGCCCUUGAGCAGCUGAAUUGGUCUCAUUCCCCAGCUCAGCAAACACUUCAACAGGUGCCUAAAGCUUAAGCAUGGGCUGAAGUGCUUUGCUGAAUGUCCAGCAGCUGGUGGAGCAGAUCACUUGUAAGUUGCAUUUCACAAACCAGGGCGGCAGGGGAAUUACCACAGACUGCAACAGCCUUGCAGGGUCGGGGGUGGGCACUGCUUUGGUUGGUGCCUAACCCUGUUUCCGCUCGCUACCCACCACAGAGUUAGUGCUUUAAGGCAUUGCAGGCUCAGCCCCCCCUACAGGGGGCGUAGAUCUCCCCCCGAAUGCACGCAUUAGCACUUACCUAGCCUCGUCUCUGUGGAAGGCAAAGGAGUGAAAGAUCUGUGUGAAAAGCUCGAAGAAGUGUCCAAGCAGGACUUGGCGCCCCCCUCCCCUGCUGGCUGCUUGGUUUUGGACUAGGGAGAGCGAUCUGUUA
This is a messenger RNA of Emys orbicularis (European pond turtle), 2516 nucleotides long. It is a transcript of the gene R3HDM4, whose product is annotated as R3H domain containing 4. The coding region runs from base 1 to 789 and encodes 262 amino acids. Lineage: Eukaryota; Metazoa; Chordata; Testudines; Emydidae. Gene Ontology annotation, molecular function: nucleic acid binding. The record is from RefSeq and is a predicted model, not a curated record. The transcript is spliced from 8 exons.